Bursaphelenchus xylophilus (pine wood nematode) is the source of this 2279-nucleotide messenger RNA. NCBI's taxonomy places the organism in Eukaryota, Metazoa, Nematoda, Chromadorea, Rhabditida, Aphelenchoididae. The record is from the annotation of a GenBank genome assembly.
AUGAUGAGUUCGUCCAAAGUGUUUGAAAAAUGGCAGUCGCGCAUCCGUCGACACUUCGCCGCCUCCGGGGAAUUGGGCUCCAACAAAAAAGCCCGCGCGAAAUUGGGUGGGUAUUCUCAAUUUAGUGGGCAAAUUUGCGGCGAGGCUUUUAUUAACAUAUUGUUUAAGCGUGUUUCAAGCUUUACAGGGGCCGGGGGGUUUUUCGAAGGUUUCUGAAUCCGAUUUUUAGCAAAUUUUAGUAGAUGCCCUAAGGGUGAGGAGGUCAAAUGUUCGUUUAUGACUUUCGCGGAGUCAUUUUUAAUGUCCAACUUGGCCAAAAACAGUCAUCAGAUUUGCCAUUGAUAUGCGUGUUUAAUAAAAAAAAAUCGUUUUUCGCCUCUCAUGUUAAGCCCCAUUUUUCCAGUCGUCAUGGGUCGGAAUAUCCCGAUUUUGAACCGGGACACGGACUGGCUCAAGGCCUGGAUCCUGAAGAACACCUCGGAUCCGCAGAUUCAAAAGAAACUCGUCCUGGUCGUCGUCUCCAUUGCGCUUCUCUUGGACAACAUGUUGUACAUGGUGAUUGUCCCGAUCAUCCCUCGAUAUUUGCGCGAGAUCCACGCCUACGACGUGCAAUACGUCGGGUAUCACAAUGAGACCCACAAGCUGAAGAACGGCUCGGUGAUCGUGAAGAUGGUCGGCGGAGAAAUCGACUAUCUCGAUGAGGACAUGGAGUUGGGAUGGUUGUUCGCAUCCAAGGCCUUGUUGCAGAUUUUUGUCAACCCGUUCUCCGGCUUUGUCAUCGAUCGGAUCGGCUAUGAGCUGCCCAUGAUUAUUGGGUUGGUCGUUAUGUUCAGCUCGACGGCGAUUUUUGCUUUGGGACGGAGUUACAGUGUGCUGUUCUUUGCCAGGUCUUUGCAGGUGAGAGUUGAUGGCUUUUCAUCUCUUUCUGUUUUUCCUUGUGGCGGGGUAGAGGUUGUUGGUGUGUUCAGGAAAUAAAAUGAGCCAGAAAAGAGAGAGUAUCGACCUGUCGGGAAAAUAAUGAGCACAAUUUCGCUGUGCCAAUCGACACAAUUUAUUUUCUCAUCAUUUUUUUCGCGAUGCGAUUUUCGAGGCAACAGAGAUGUACUUUUGAUAAAGCUCGUUUUCUUGACCGUACUAAGAGCCUCGUUCCCAUCUUACAAAACCAGAAUACAUGUUCUCUGCUUUAGGGCUUUGGCUCAGCAUUCGCCGACACCUCCGGCCUUGCGAUGAUUGCGGAUCGUUUCACCGAAGAGGGCGAGCGUUCGGCGGCGCUCGGAAUCGCACUGGCCUUCAUUUCAUUCGGUUGUUUGGUCGCCCCACCGUUCGGAUCCGUGCUCUAUUCGGUUGCCGGAAAACCCGUGCCCUUCCUUAUUCUUGCCCUCAUCUGCCUUCUGGAUGCCUUCAUGGUGUUCAUGGUGAUUCAGCCGAAAACCGGAGAGAAACCCAAAGCUCCGCAGGUCUCCGACACUGGCGAAAAGCUGAAUGGCACACCGAUGUGGAAGCUGUUCAUGGAUCCGUUUGUCGCUAUAUGCUCGGGCGCUUUGAUCAUGGCGAACAUCUCGCUCGCUUUCCUGGAGCCCACCAUUACCACAUGGAUGUCGAUCACCAUGCCGGACACUCCGAAAUGGAUGGUCGGGAUGGUCUGGUUCCCGCCAUUUUUCCCCCAUGUCCUUGGGGUGUACGUCACCGUCAAGAUGCUGCAAAAAUUCCCACAGCAUCCGUACGCUUUCGCUGUGAUUGGCUUGGCGAUGGAAGGUAUUAGCUGCGCAUUUAUCCCGUUCACUUCGACCAUCUUCCAACUGGUCAUCCCACUUUCGACCAUCUGCUUUGGCAUCGCUCUAAUUGACACCUCGCUUUUGCCAAUGUUGGGCUACUUGGUGGACACUCGACAUGUCAGUGUGUAUGGCUCGGUUUACGCCAUUGCCGACAUCAGCUACAGUCUGGCGUAUGCGUUUGGCCCGAUCAUUGCGGGCAGCAUCGUUCACAACUUUGGCUUCGUCACACUCAACAUCCUCAUAUGUGUUCUCAAUCUGGGCUAUCUUCCCGUCCUCUACAUGCUGAAGAAGGUGUACGCCUAUGAGCAGUUGAAUGGCAGAGCUCAACAGGGACUCAACGGGGGACCAAAAGCCGAGACGCCAUUGCUGAACAGCUCUAACGGAUACGUAGAGCCUGUGGAGCCACCGAAGCCAACGCUAGCCAACCCCUUCGCGGACAGCUAUCAGACCGCAGCGCCAGUCCAACCGAAUCUGGGAUAUGAUCCGUUAAAUCCACAAUGGUAG